Messenger RNA from Penicillium chermesinum, 1674 nucleotides. RefSeq names its product VOC family protein. NCBI's taxonomy places the organism in Eukaryota, Fungi, Ascomycota, Eurotiomycetes, Eurotiales, Aspergillaceae. Bases 1 to 1674 code for a protein of 557 amino acids. The record is from RefSeq and is a predicted model, not a curated record. The transcript is spliced from 2 exons.
AUGCCGGUUUCUCAUAUGACAUUGACCGUCUCAAAUCUCCCGAGUUCGACCUCUUUCUUCUUAUCAUGUCUCCAGCCGUUGGGAUACCAGUUCAUUGGUCGUCAUGAUGAAUACAUUGGUUUCGGACAGAGGCCAGGAGAGCCAGCCGAUUUCUGGAUCACAGAGAAGAAGCCUGGGUACGUAAUAGGCCGUAAAGAUCGCCCUGUAGGGGAAGGUUGGAAGGUCGCGCCUCCAAGCGCCGUCCAUAUUGCUUUCCCCGCUCCCUCCAAGGAUGCGGUCAAUUCGUUCUUCAUCGCUGCACUGAAAGCCGGCGGCUCGAUGCACGCCGAGCCGAAGACGCGGGACCAACGCAGCAUGUAUCACAACGCAACUGUGGUCGACUUGGAUGGAAACAGCAUCGAGGCCGUGUAUCGGAAUGACCUGGUCGCUCCGGCAUCGCAAGCCGGGGGUCCUACCAUAGCUCAGCUCGACAACCGAUCCGUCGUGUCGAAGAGCAAGGCCAGCACAAAACCCGAGAGCGUGAAGGCUGAAAGCGUGAAGGCCGAGAGCUUUGUCCCGACAAGAACGGUCGUGACCAAGACAAUAUCGAAGCCCGACGAGGAUAGCAAGACGGCCAAGACACUUGUCGGAACGCUCAUUGGUGCUGCUGCCGGUGCUGCGAUUGCCUACGCAAUGGUGAAGACUCGCGAAGACUCGGUUCAGAAGUUUGAGAACGCAUUCGAGGUUGAAAGCACCCCGGAGGAUCCCUCCCCAUCAUAUGCGCCAGAACAACAGCGCCUGAUGGCAGCGCCUUCUGAAUACUCCCGAGCCGAAUCUCAGAUGCGCCCUACCAUGCGAGCCAUCGAAGCACCUCCUGCACGCAGCGUCUACUCUGCCGUCCCACGCUCCACAGUCAGCCGCAGCGUAGCCUCCAAGAAUCCCCGCGCCAGCACCGUCUACGAAGGCACCGAGUUUUACAGCGACCCUAACCGCCGCGCCUCAGACGGCAGCAUCAUCAGCAUCCCGGAGGACUUGCCGCUCCGUGCAAUCGAGUACCCGCCCAGCAUCAGCGGCUCGCGCUACAAGCAGCCCUGCAACCCCAGCACCUUCAUCAGCAGCUACGCCGCCGAUAAGCCGCGUGCCGGAAGCGUGCACUCGGCCUCCACCAUCAAAGCCUCGCAGCACCCCAGCCAUCUCUCGCGCCGCCACAGCGCAGACGAAAGAGACACUUACUCCGUCCACAGCGGCAGCCAGCACACUUCCAUCUACCGCCCUGCUGCCACAGUCCACAGCGGCCACUCUGCCCGGGAAAAGGCCCCCAGUGCCUUCUCGGAGACCAAGUCGGCUCGCAAUGUCCCCCUGCCCGCGGGCUCCUCUCGCUCCGUAUACUCCGCCGCGCAAAGCAACACGGGGAAAUCCUACGUGUCUGCGCGCGAAAUCCCUCUGCCGAACUCCGUGCUCGAUCUUGACGUCGACUCGAUCGUGACACCCGACGACUCCAUCAGCCAAAUUGGCAGCCGGUCCGGACGGUCCAAUCACUCGCGGCACUCGAAGUCCUCCAAACAUUCCUCGCGCUCGAAACAUGAGAACGGCGAGGGCAGUCAAGUGUCUCGGUCUUCGCAGCGCACCGUCAGGGCUAGUGAUAGUAAGGCUGGUUCGAAGGCACCUAGUCGGUUGGGCAGCCAGCUUGUAUAA